UUAUGCUGUUGACAUAAUCGCACGUCAUGCUUGUCCCAGGGAAUAGACGGUGACCGCGCUGGGGCAUUUUAACGUUCCCACCGCUGCACGAUUUCCACUGAUGCCACGAGACACGGGGGCGACGUUUGCCAUUUAAACGGCUCUUUCGUUUGAAUAAUCUUUCAUCGGACGUGAUUAGAGCUCGGCUGCUCUGACGUCAGCCAGAUUGUCCGCGUUAGGUGAGUCUCGCGCAGCUUUCCCUCCUCCUCCUCCCCUCCCUCAUCCUCUAGCGCCCCUCCUGCCUGCUUUCGUGAAAAAAAAAAAAAAGAUACGAUGAAAUCGCUCGCGCUCGCUGCCAUCAUCACCAUCAGCGCCGCCCUGUAGAGCGAGAGAAAAAGAGAGAGAGCGCGCGCUCGAGACCCCCCCUCCCCACCUAACAACAACCCCAACCCCGCAGGCUCGAGCACAACGACCCCACCUCCCACCCCCCCUUCUCAACCCCCUCUGAUAGAGGGGACGGAGCCAGAGACUCACAGUCACGGAGAAAAGACCUUUUCGGGAUCCCGGCUCCGUUUCGCCCUCAAUCCGGGCCUAAUGCUGUAGCAGACCGCGCGGGAGGAGAGCGCGAGCGAGACAACGCAGUGACAGAGAGUCGGCGAGGGACAGGGCGGACCGGGGAGACGACGGGAUUGCUCAUUCGCCUGGAAACAUGGGAUGUACGCUGAGCGCCGAGGAGCGCGCCGCUCUGGACCGGAGCAAGGCCAUCGAGAAAAACCUGAAAGAGGACGGGCUGGUCGCCGCAAAGGACGUCAAACUCCUCCUGCUCGGCGGCGGAGAGUCCGGCAAAAGCACCAUCGUCAAGCAGAUGAAGAUUAUCCAUGAAGAUGGCUUUUCUGGGGAUGAUGUGAAGCAGUACAAGCCUGUGGUCUACAGCAACACCAUCCAGAGCUUGGCAGCCAUCCUUCGAGCCAUGGACUCACUGGGCAUUGAGUUUGGAGACAAGGAUCGAAAAGCCGAUGCUAAGCUGGUUUGUGAUGUGGUCAGUCGUAUGGAGGACACAGAGCCGUACUCUGCAGAGCUCCUCAGCGCUAUGAAGCGUUUAUGGGCUGACGCCGGGACUCAGGAGUGCUUCAACCGUGCUCGAGAAUACCAGCUUAAUGAUUCGGCUAAAUACUAUCUGGACAGUUUAGACCGAAUUGGUGCGGCAGACUACCAGCCCACAGAGCAGGACAUCCUGAGAACCCGUGUGAAGACCACUGGUAUCGUCGAAACCCACUUCACCUUCAAAAACCUCCACUUCAGGCUUUUUGACGUGGGAGGUCAGAGGUCAGAGAGGAAGAAAUGGAUCCACUGCUUUGAAGACGUGACGGCCAUCAUCUUCUGCGUCGCUCUGAGUGGGUAUGACCAGGUGCUCCAUGAAGAUGAAACAACUAACCGCAUGCACGAAUCACUCAUGCUCUUCGAUUCCAUCUGCAACAACAAGUUCUUCAUCGACACCUCCAUCAUCCUCUUCCUCAACAAGAAGGAUCUGUUCGCUGAGAAGAUAAAGAAGUCCCCGCUGACGAUCUGUUUUCCAGAAUACACAGGUGCUAACACUUACGAAGACGCUACUGCAUAUAUUCAGGUUCAGUUUGAGAGUAAGAACCGCUCUCCAAACAAGGAGAUCUACUGUCACCUGACCUGUGCCACAGACACGGGAAACAUCCAGGUAGUGUUUGAUGCCGUCACCGACAUCAUUAUUGCAAACAACCUCAGAGGGUGUGGCUUAUACUGAGGCCUGGCCAAGCACAGAGGUUGUCAUGGAGUGUAUGAGGUGUUAAUAAUGAUAAUUUUGAUGAUACUUAAACACAUAAAUAUGUAAUUCUACACGUCCAAACGGACCCAAAGAGCUGCCGUCAGACACCACACUGGAUUAUUGCCAUGAUUUGUUCCUCUUCCUCUUAUUUUGAUUUCAGUAUAAAAAAACCCGUUUUUGUCUUUUUUUUUUUUCAAAAUGUGUUUUUGAGCUGAAUGUUUGCUGUUUCGUCUAUGACCGUGUCAACAACCGGGAGGGUCAGAAGCGGCGGCACCAGGGGUUUAUUCAGCCGGAGCUUGAAAUGUAAUGCGAGGAGUGUGCUCUUUUUUUUUUUUUGGGUUAAGCACAACGUGGAAUAUUGUCCCCAGAAUUUGUGGGCAUUUUUGUUUUUAAGUGCAAGUCUCAAGGCUCGCGUCUUUGGACUGAAUACAGCCUCUGGUGCGCCGUUUGAAGAGCUGCUGUUGUGUGUGGAGAUGACGACGGGGAUGUCAGGGAGGUGCUGUACUUGUGGCUGAGGGUUAUGGAUGGAAAAGAAGGAGGCUUAUUUAAAGUUUCCUUCAGAUGUGCACAUGACGGAGUAGCCCCCCCAGGCCUGUUCCACUCUCGGUUUUCUCUUUUACUUUAAUCACGAUUAGAAGAGAGGAUCCCUCUGUUCAGAGUGGCUGCCCAUCAGCACUGGCCUCCUGUAGCCUGAGGAAAUACCUAACAGCCAAUGAUAUCUCUUGAAAAAAAUAUCGGUGCCAACCAUCUGAGAACGACAGUUAGGGGAAUAGCAUCAGAAAUCAUAGCUCAUUAUAUCGACUCUAUUAUUUAACCAACAGAUAUAACAUUUUAUUAUCAGUGAAUGAUUUAUUUAUUUAAGCCUCACGCCCUACAUGCCUCCUCCUACCUCCUGAAAUCCCAUGCCACCUUAUUUAUUUCCUGUCACAAAAUAACUGGGGUGCACCGAUUCCCGCCUUCGGUUCAGAGGGUAGAAAUCAGCCCUCCGAUGACAUCUUGUUCUCCGUGUGGUGCGUGACCCUUCGAUGUGAAUCUGUGUAGAAAUAGAAGACUGCACGGGGAGAACAAUUUCAUUUGAGGCAGCCUCUGUCUGGGGAGUCAAGUUUUUCUUCCCCCACUCCCUCCUCCUCCUCACCUCCCCUCUCCUGAUCAGUGAGGAGGGAACCAUUAUCCCACCACUCCCCUCUCCUCUCCUUCUCUCCUCUUUCUUCUGUCAUGUUUCUCUUUUCACAGAGAAGGAAAAAAACAAAACAAAACAAAAAAACCCCCAGCUCUCUAUUUUCACCCAUGCACCCAGAAAUUCAUCUUCCCACCCCUGUAUACUCUCUAGCCAUCACAUAUCAACCCUCAUAUCUCCAUUUUCACCUUAAAAAAAAAAAAAAAAGCACCGUACUGUAUAUAUAUAUUAUGAUUAUACCAGAUUUUUUUUCUUUUUUUUACUGUGAAUGUUUUUGUGCUGCACCCCUCAUCCUAUUCAGUAGUUUAUUGGUUGCUCUCAUGUGGAAUGUUUGUGCUGAGCCAAUCGAAUGUUGUGUUUACAUUAAAGCCACACUUUUCCUAACUA
Molecule: messenger RNA, 3338 nt
Organism: Haplochromis burtoni (Burton's mouthbrooder)
Lineage: Eukaryota; Metazoa; Chordata; Actinopteri; Cichliformes; Cichlidae
Gene: gnao1b
Product: guanine nucleotide binding protein (G protein), alpha activating activity polypeptide O, b
Exons: 8
Coding region: 689-1753 (354 amino acids)
Biological process (GO): G protein-coupled dopamine receptor signaling pathway; adenylate cyclase-modulating G protein-coupled receptor signaling pathway
Cellular component (GO): heterotrimeric G-protein complex
Molecular function (GO): GTP binding; G protein-coupled serotonin receptor binding; G-protein beta/gamma-subunit complex binding
Source: RefSeq, a predicted model, not a curated record